AUGGCCACCGUCGCAGCAGCAGCAGCAGCAGAGCCGCCCCCCGCAGGAGGCGCCAGCAACAACAGCGACGCCGACGCCGCCGCCUACGCCGCCGGCCUCCUCGACGCGCAGACCAAGGCCGCCGCCCUCUUCGACGAGAUCGAGCGCGACCUCAUCCGCCCCGGCAUCUCCGAAAAGGCCCUCAGCGACGCCAUCCACGCCCUCGGCCAGGAGCGCCACGGCGUCCGCACGCACUGGCACAAGCGCGUCGUCCGCAGCGGCCCCAACACCCUCCGUCCCUUUGAGGACAACCCGCCCGACCGCGUCGUCGAGGAAGACGACAUCCUCGUCGUCGACCUCGGCCCCGUCUUCGAGGCCUGGGAGGCAGACUUUGGCCGCACUUUUGUCCUCGGCGACGACCCCGCCAAGAUCCGCCUCCGUGAUGCCCUCGAGCCCCUCUGGUAUCGCGUCAGGGAUCGCUUCCGCCAGAGGCCCGACAUGACGGGCGAGGAGCUGUAUCGCAUCGCCGGCGACGAGGUGCGGGCCGAUGGGUGGGAGUUUGGCGCCGCCAUCGCGGGACACAUUGUCGGGUCCUUCCCCCACGAGAGGAUCCCCCGCGACAAGAUCACUCUUUACAUUGCCGAGGGGAGCAUCAAUUCCAUGGACUGCGUGGGCAAGGACGGCCGCAAGAGGCACUGGAUCCUCGAGAUUCACAUCCGCGACCCCGUCAACAACAUCCAGGGCUUCUUCGAGCAACUCUUGACGAUUGGAUGA
Molecule: messenger RNA, 753 nt
Organism: Purpureocillium takamizusanense
Lineage: Eukaryota; Fungi; Ascomycota; Sordariomycetes; Hypocreales; Ophiocordycipitaceae
Exons: 1
Coding region: 1-753 (250 amino acids)
Source: RefSeq, a predicted model, not a curated record